Messenger RNA from Megalopta genalis, 2459 nucleotides. The record is from RefSeq and is a predicted model, not a curated record. NCBI's taxonomy places the organism in Eukaryota, Metazoa, Arthropoda, Insecta, Hymenoptera, Halictidae.
UACGACUACAUAUCAUAAAUUUUGUAAUGAUAGGUCAAUGGUAAAUCAAAAGGUUACAAUAACAAAAAAUAGACUAUCUAUGAAGAUAGGAACAAUAUAAAUUUGAUGUAUAUUUUGUUGUAUGCAAGUGUCAAAACAGGAUCACAGAUUGAUAUUAUGACGAAUGUUUUGGAAAUAUUAAGUAAAUUUUGGAAUGCACAGUAUUACAGCCCGACUUGAUAGUCUGAAUCAACAACUGAUGAUCAUUUCUAAAUUGCAAAGAAUGGAAGGGGAAUGUGAUGUGUAUCCUGCCUUAAUGUGUAAAAAGCAACAGAUUGCCGAAGUUACAAAUAAAAAUGUUGCUUUAAUUGAAGAAAAGAAUAACUUAAAACAAAAAUUGGACUCUGUAUCAGAGGACGAGACCAAGAGGUGUGCAGAAGUGGAGUUAGAAGUGAAUAGGAUGAGAUCUGCAAUAAAGGAAAAAGAAGAUGCUUUGAACAAAGAAAGAGCAGAAUUCAAUAGCAUGAUUUUGGAACUCACAAAUGUGAUAAAAAUCCAAAAAAGAAGGCUAUGUGAAAUAACUGGUGUAUGCAACGAUCAACAACAUGCAUUGCACGAGAAACACAAAGAGUUAUCUCAAAAAAGCACUGAAUUACUGAAAGUACAAGAUGCAUUGCAAUCGAGUAAUAAUCUGAGUAAAGAAAUGCAAGGACAGAUAGAACAUUUGAAAGAGUGUUUAUGCGAAGAAUCAAAAGCUUGCCAAUGUAUGAAGCAAGAAUUAGAAAUUCUGAAAGAAAACCAUUCUUCUGAAUUAAGGAUAAAGGAAAAAAUAGUGGAAGAACAAAAUAAGACUAUUACAAGGCAAAGAAAGUUGCUACAUGAUAGCGAAGAAAUGGCACAUCAAGUUGCCAGUGAAUUUGAACAACUCCGAGAGGAAUUGUGCCAAGAAAAGGAGAAGUGUGAGUGUCUGCAAAUAAAGUUGGAUAAAAUCGACAGCAAAUUGAAUAAAACAUAUUCACUGGAAUGUCAGCAAUGUGGGAUUCUAAGAUCUGAAAUAGAUUAUCUGAAAAAGGAGAAACAAAGAUCAUUAACAAUCGCGAAGUUUGCUUAUCAAAAAUUGAAUCAAUCUACGAGAUUAUAUCAGAAACAGCUUGCUUGUCAAAAAGAACACUAUAGGAAUAUGGAGUUGAUAAUCGAAAGGAAAGAUCAUGAAAUAGGAUGCUUAAAAACACAAAUUCUCCAAAACCACUCAAAAUCUAUUCAAAGAAUAAAUAAUUAUGUGGUAUAAUGCAAUUAUAGUAAAAUUGAAUGCUCAUGUUCCUAAAAUGUGUUACAGGAAUAAGUUUAAAUAAUUUGAGCUUCAUAGAUUUCUACCAAUAAAUAUAUCAUAAUGUAUAUAUUUUACUAUGGUCACUUUUCAGGUAAUACACUAUAGAUAUAAAUUUACAUUGUACAUACACGCAACAUUGCAAUAUUCUGCAGAAAAGAUGUAUGCAGUCUUUGGUUGAAUAUAGAUGCACCAAGUUACUUGAACUUCAACUUAGACACUCUUACUCUGAUCUCAAGUAACAGUAGUUUAAUGUUUCUCUUGUACCAAAUGAUAUUAUAAUUCAAGUGAGUUUUCCAGUUUUUAUCUAAAAAUUGUUUAUAAAAUACUGACAUGUCAUCUGCAGUGAUCGAGGUCUUUCCCUGAUCCUUUAACUUAUCUUGGAAUUGCUUACGUUCCUACAAUACAUUUAACAUUCUAAAAUACAAUACUUCUGUCUUGCAAAAACAUUCUAGAAGAUUUGAGAGCUGUACUUCUGUAAAACUGGCAUUGUGUCGUGUCCAAAAAUUUUGGUUCCAAAUUUGAGUAGCCUCCCUAGCCUCUCUGUACUUCUUUUCGAGGUUCGUCUCAUUUUUCGGUUUCGCAAAUAUUAUCGGCCGCAAAUUCGAGACCGGAUCGGGUGGCCCUAUUAUGUCAGCUUGUGUCGCAGAUUUUAGGUUAGAAAUCGUUUUCUGUUUAAGAUAAAUAACAUGAAUGUAUAGUAAGAUUGUUGAAACGUCGACCAACAUAACAAAUGGUAAACUUACUGUGCUGAAUAAUCGGGUUACAUUGUUGCAAUGUUUCAAUUGCGUGAAUAUACAUGCUCGAGCCAUGUCAUAGACAAUUACAUUUUUAUGAACCACGCGUUUUUUGGUUAUACGCUCAAUACUACAUACAAUGCAGUAAUACAGGGUGUCACAAUUAAUUUCAGCACCUCAAACAGUUUGCUUGUGUCUAUCAUGUCAUUGAUAACAUAAAAAGUUGUCAGAGAAAAGCAUGAAUCGUGUAGAGGUAUCAAGUUCAUUGAUGUUUUUUUAACUUGGUACUACAUAUGUAUUUUCGUAAUAGUCAUGCACUAGCCUAGAUCAAGGCCAAUGUUUAAUGUCCUUUGUUUUAUCUUUGAGUACAAAUGAAUUGGAAUAAUGAUUCGCAAAUUAAAUUCGUAUACAACAAA